CUGAUUCUGAACAUCUGUUAGUCUUGUCACACAGGUAAACAAAAUACUUCUGUGACCAUACGUCUAUCUUUUUGUCACCUAGGUUACAAACUCAUACCUUUUAACGUAAACGUCGUAAACUAUCUAUAAAUAAAUAAUCAAUUAAUCACAGACAUCCUGAUAUUUAUAUAUUGUGCAAUUAAUCAACAAAAUUUGCUUAGUAAUCAGUUUUAUCAAAGCACCAUGAAAACUUUAUAACUAUCAUUCUACAUGCAUAGAUAAAGUGUCGUUAAAAUUUGAAAACAAUGAAACUAAGAUCCGAGUUAUUGAUCAAAAUCCCAAAAGCAGGAAUAGAUCCACCUAGUGGAAAUGAUGAGACUGAUUUGUGGGCCGAAGAAUAUACUCAGACCGAUGUAAUUGAAUAUCCAGGUUCUAACUGGAAGAAACAUAAACUUUGCAGACCAUCAUGUAUUCCAAUCUCUAUAUUGUGUGUGAUGAUUUUUCUGGUGGUUCUUCUGCCUGUAUUGGAUCAAGCAACAGAAAAAGCUCUUCAGGAAUUAAACAAAAAGACAUCGAUCCAAUGUACAAAUCAAUGUGGACUGCAAUUAGUGGAGAGUAUACCUGAAGGUCUAGUAUUUAAUAAUUCGUUAAUAGAAAAUCCAUCCACAUUUGAUACAUGGUUGAGUAUGAUCAAUAUGGCACAGGAAACAAUUGAAAUAGCAUCGUUCUACUGGACUUUACGGCAUUCAGAAGUGUAUCCCGAUCCAUCUUCUUAUAAGGGCGAACAAAUUUUCCAGGCUUUACUCAAAGCUGGGACUACAAAAGGUAUUUCUAUUAAAAUUGCCCAGAAUGCCCCAACACGAGAAAUGCCAAACAUUGAUACUGAGUAUCUCGUCAAACGAAAAGCAGCUGAAGUUAGAAGUUUAAAUUUUGCUAAAUUGAUGGGAAGUGGUGUUCUCCAUACGAAAUUUUGGAUAAUUGAUAGAAAACAUGUUUAUAUUGGUAGUGCAAAUAUGGACUGGAGAGCUUUAACGCAAGUAAAAGAGUUGGGCAUUGCCGUCUUCAAUUGUUCUUGCUUAGCAAAUGACCUAGGAAAAAUUUUUGAUGUCUAUUGGUACUUGGGAAAAACUCAGAAAAUUCCAGAUGACUGGUCACCCAGUUUGAGUACCCCAUUCAACAUACAAAACCCAAUGAAUAUCACUUUUAAGAAUGACAGUUUUCACACAUUCUUGACCAGUUCUCCUCAACCCUUCAACCCACAAGGUAGAACUAACGACAUCGAUGGGCUUUUACAUGUUAUAAACCAUGCUGAAAAAUUCAUAUAUAUUUCUGUGAUGGAUUAUUUACCACUAACAAUAUACACUCCUAAACUUCAGUUCUGGCCUGUUAUCGACGAUGCUAUAAAGACAGCCGCUAUUAACCAUAAAAUAAAGAUCAAAAUGUUAAUAAGCUUGUGGAAACAAUCAAGAUCGUCUGAAGUUAAUUUCUUGAAAUCUUUAGCAAGUUUGGAAAAUUCAUAUCCUCAUGUAUCUGUAGAGAUACGCAGAUUUAUAGUUCCAGCUAACAAAACCCAACAGAAAAUUCCCAACUCUCGGGUAAACCAUAAUAAAUACAUGGUUACUGAUAAUAUGGCAUUUAUUGGAACUUCAAACUGGUCUGGAGACUACUUCAUCGAUACCGCUGGUGUAUCUUUUGUUUUACAUGAUCCAGCUUUUGAUAGGAACUCGAGCCAUUCUACCAUUCGAAGUCAGCUUCAGGAUAUAUUUGAAAGAGAUUGGGAAUCGGCCUAUGCACAUGACUUUUAAAAACAUUAAUUAUUAUGUUAAUAAUAAUGGACGUUAUAUACUUAAGGCCUUUUACAAAAUUCUUCUAAAUGUGUUUGAUAAAUCUAAAUUUGUUAUAUUCGGUUUCAGAGAAACCUAGCACAUUUUGCAAUUUAGAAGAUCUGGUUGUGUUCAGUUAAACUUUUACAAAAUUUGAUGCCACCUUUGGCACAUCACUGAAAAUUAUUCACCUAACAGUGCAUAAUAACCGAAAGUUGAGGUUGUAUGUAAAUACUUAUAUAUUUUUAUAUAAUGAAUUGAAAAAUUAUUUUUAAAUUUAUGAUCUCAGUUAAGUAGGAAUAUGAAUUGACCCCUCUUCUAUUUUUGUGAGAAUUUAAAUAAAAAUCUCUAAGUUAAA
Molecule: messenger RNA, 2160 nt
Organism: Harmonia axyridis
Lineage: Eukaryota; Metazoa; Arthropoda; Insecta; Coleoptera; Coccinellidae
Product: 5'-3' exonuclease PLD3-like
Exons: 1
Coding region: 285-1784 (499 amino acids)
Molecular function (GO): catalytic activity
Source: RefSeq, a predicted model, not a curated record